Molecule: messenger RNA, 309 nt
Organism: Rotaria socialis
Lineage: Eukaryota; Metazoa; Rotifera; Eurotatoria; Philodinida; Philodinidae
Source: the annotation of a GenBank genome assembly
AUGGUGUUUCAACAGGACAAUGACCCGGAACACACUUCACGUGUCGUGAAGAAUUGGCUCGACAAACAGUGUGUAAAACGUUCAAUUUGGCCACCAUUUUCGCCAGAUAUGAGUCCGAUAGGGCAUUUUUUGGACGAACUCGAACGUCGUAUGAAAAAACACCAGCCAAAAAACCAAAAAGAACUCCGAGAAACACUGCAGGCUGAAUGGGAAACUAUCGGACAGGACGUAACUAAUAAAUUAGUCGAAUCAGCUCCAAAUCGUUUAUACGAAUGUAUCCGUAUGAAAGGAUAUUCCACGAGAUAUUGA